CUGCGGUUCCCUCCGUGUCAUGUCGGUUCCGUUGAUGGAUGAAAGCUGACAGCCAACAUGUCAGAGCUUGUGUUUGGAGACUGUGCGAGACUGAAGGUGGCGGCGGAGACUGUAUCUGCCUGUUAUCGCAUUCUGGAUUCUGGGUCCUGAGCCAGAGUCAUCUUCUCACAGCGGCGCGUGCGGAGAAAAGACUCAUCUCAGUUUAAAGAAUGAAAACCGACUUGCAAAAAUGUCUGAUUUGGAGGACUUCAGCAGACCAGGGGGGCAGGCGAACGUGUCCGACAGCUACCAGCUCAACCCGGCCAGCGUGAUCGUGUCGGUGGUCUUCUCCCUCAUCUUCCUGCUGGGCACCGUGGGCAACAGCCUGGUGCUCGCCGUGCUGCUGCGGAGCGGCCAGGUGGGCUACAACACGACCAACCUCUUCAUACUCAACCUGAGCGUGGCCGACUUCUUCUUCAUCAUCUUCUGCGUUCCCUUCCAAGCCACCAUCUACUCCCUGGAGGGAUGGGUGUUCGGCUCCUUCAUGUGCAAGGUGGUGCACUUCUUCAUCAACCUCACCAUGUACGCCAGCAGCUUCACACUCGCCGCCGUCUCUGUGGACAGGUAUUUGGCCAUUCGCUACCCACUCCGCUCCCGGGAGCUACGAACCCCUUGCAAUGCAGUGGUUGCCAUGGUGAUCAUCUGGGGUCUCUCCCUGGUCUUCGCGGGCCCGUACCUCAGCUACUACGACUUGAUCGACUACGCCAACAGCACCGUGUGCAUCCCCGGCUGGGAGGAGCAGAACCGCAAGGUGCUGGACACGUGCACCUUCCUGGUCGGCUACGUCAUCCCCGUGCUCAUCGUGAGCCUCUCGUACACGCGCACCAUCAAGUACCUGUGGACGGCCGUCGACCCGCUGGACGGCAUGUCGGAGUCCAAGAGGGCCAAGCGCAAGGUCACCAAGAUGAUCAUCAUCGUCACCGUGCUCUUCUGCAUCUGCUGGCUGCCGUACCACGUGGUGAUCCUGUGCUACCUGUACGGAGACUUCCCGUUCAACCAGACCACGUACGCCUUCCGGCUGCUCUCCCACUGCAUGGCCUACGCCAACUCCUGCGUCAACCCCAUCGUUUACGCGCUGGUGUCCAAGCACUUUCGCAAGGGCUUCAAGAAGGUGUUCAGCUGCAUCCUCAGCAAAAACGGGAGGAACAAGGUGCACGUGGUCCACGUGGCCAACACGGUGCCGGGGUUCGAGGCCGGCUCCACGGAGGUGUCGCAGAUACACGAUGAGAACGCGCGGCAGAACGAAUGUGAGAUGUUGAACAGGCCGAUCGCGGAGCCGAGAGAGGCCACGGUGACGCUGAAUUUGCCCUUUCAGCGGCAGACUUGACGAGUGAUCCGGCAUCGCUCGCAGAUCAACCUUUUGUAAAAAGACAUUGCAGCCAAUAUUUUAACAGAAAAUGUGUGAACAUGUGAUCACAAUAAUCAUGUGUUCAGUGGCAAACAGGGGAAUAGAUAAUUGAAUGAGAAAUGCAUAUUUUUCUUUAGUUUAAUAGAAAGGGACAGAUCAGAAGGAAAGUAAAAAAAAAUUCUUAGUAUUUCCCGUUUCAACCAUUUGCCUUAACCACAGCAUGCACUUCUUCAGCAUCUGAGAAUCGACAUUUCUCCAGCACUUUUUCAGAGCAGCACAAAAUGGCGUUAUGGAGCAUUCACACGACGAGAUUACAUACAUACAAGUAUAAGUCACGAUUCGACGCGAAUAACACUUGUUUCCAGUUUAUACUGUUUAUUUGAACUCGGAUUAUUUAUUCAAGUGACACCAUGCAGCGGAAACCAACCAGCGUUGAGAUCCUCCAGACGUCACUGACGUCUCUGAUUUUAGUGAUUUGCGAGCUGCAACUCACCUCAUCACUGAAGUUGUCGGUAAUCAGUUAUAUGGACAAAAAACAACAAACGUAAAACAUUUCGAUACGUUUCAGUACAUUAUUUGUGUACUUCUGAGGGACGAGAAGAGUCACGUGUUUCCGGGUUAGAGACAUGGAGAUGUGUUUCCGGUCUCACUGUGGAGCUCCAGAGCUCUGCAGCCAGAUCCGCAUGAAAAAAUUGCUUCCCUUUUCAUGUGAACGCAACAUGACACUGUUUGUAUUUGUCCCAAAUAUGUUCAGAGGUUUGCACCUGUGCAGGGAAAAUCCAUACCAUCCAAUCCAUCAUCCAUACAAGUAGCACCAGUAGCUGUUUGUGUGACAUCAGACAGGGUUUCGAUGCAGGUUGUACAGCUCAUGUGCGUUAAGUUCGGAGGAAUGACGGUAAUAUUUUUGGGCAUACUUGGAACCUGCUCGUUGAUAUGGUUGUUUUUCUUUCCUUUCCAAGUGGAACAGGAUGUUCUUCUUAGGUCUGUUUAUCUUGCAUCUUGCAUGCAGGUGCUGCUCUGCCUUGUUACACGUUCGUUUGAAUUAUGAAUGUUUUAACUCAAAUCAGUUAUAUUUCAAAUUUAUUCCAGCAUUUUACAAUGUCAAAAGUUAGGGUUAAUACAUUCCGGUGUGGUAAGUUUGAGAAUCAGGUGUCAAGUUAUGAAUGUAGUUAAAUAAAAGAGAAAAGUUUAUUUAUUUGAUAAAUGAUAAGUUAUUGAUAGAAGAAGGCAUUUUCUUGCUUGACUUGUAUUUUGCAACAACUAUAUUCAUGGCAUGUUUCUCUUUCUGGUGUAAAAUAUUAUAUAUUUAAAUGAAUAUGUUUAUCAAUGAGUGCACUCCUGCAUUUAAGAUUUGUGUAUUUUUAAAAAGUGUGUAUUUUGAGUAUUUACAUUUUUUUAAAAGCUGUCCUAUGAUUGUGAUCAUGAUCCUUGACACUGUCUGGGGUUUCUCUCUCUCCCCAGAUGAAGGCAAAUUAUCAGUAUCUCUCCGAUUCGCUGUACGCUUGUGUUCUACCUCAGAGAUAUGACAAGAAAAAAUGUUUUCCUCUCAGUUCUGUCCUGUUCUGAUUGUAUAAGACGCAAUUUUCAGAGCAGAACAUUCUCCAUCCGACGCGUUUAUUGCGCCCUUUGCAUCUACGGUAUAUACAGUACUUAAAGUGUCUAUGUUAGUUCUGUUUCAUCAUGUACAUUUUCCACCUGUAACAGCCUGUAGAUUUGCACAUAUAUAUAUACAUAUUUAAAUAUAUAUUCAUAAAAUAAUUAUUUAAAACACAAUGUAACACACAUUUUCUGCUGUGAGGUUCUAGUGGUGAUUUAUUCAAUUCAUAAAUUCAUGAAUAAAAACUCACUGAGGUCCACUGGAGAGCCAUUCACUUCUAUUGAAACUAAUAUAUACGUUUUAUUUAUGCUAUCUAUCUAUCUAUCUAUCUAUCUAUUUAUCUAUCUAUCUAUCUACUGUUGUAUAGUAUAUACUGUACAUAUAUGUGUAUUUUGGGUUUCACUGUAUAUUUAUGUAUAUUGCAGCCUUAUGUUAUUGCUGUUUUCUGCUGCAAGCGUAUGAGAUGAUACAUAAGGAGCAUGUGCAGCACAACAGAGCAGAUUGCCAAGAGUUUCCUUCACAGUUGUACAUCGAGUAAUGUCAGGCAGAAAAAUUACAAGCUUGAUUUUAUCAUACAACCACAAAAUAACGAUUUCAAACUUCUGGGGAACAUUAGUUUAAAAAAAGUAGACAAUACAGUUAAAACCAGGCAUGAAGCAUGCUAAUAUGGACUAUAUAUUUAACGUCCCAAAAGGUGGUAAAAAAAAUUAUAUCAAAGCUUUUUCAUUUUUUCAUUUUUUGUGUGUUUUUAAUACACAAAAAGAUAUGUAUUUUCACUGAAUCGCCAAAAUUGCUUGAUACUUUUUGUAAAACUAAACAAAGUUUAAUUCCGGAUCAACAUUGUGUAAACGUUGUACAAGAUUAUAUUUG
This is a messenger RNA of Scophthalmus maximus (turbot), 3854 nucleotides long. RefSeq names its product galanin receptor 2b (gene galr2b). NCBI's taxonomy places the organism in Eukaryota, Metazoa, Chordata, Actinopteri, Pleuronectiformes, Scophthalmidae. The transcript is spliced from 3 exons. The record is from RefSeq and is a predicted model, not a curated record. Gene Ontology annotation, cellular component: membrane. Gene Ontology annotation, molecular function: G protein-coupled receptor activity. Gene Ontology annotation, biological process: G protein-coupled receptor signaling pathway. The coding region runs from base 230 to 1366 and encodes 378 amino acids.